UAUAUGGAGGGGAGUACCGUCCUAAAUUGCCACGCAUCCCAACAACAAGUGCAGAUCUGAUGUUAAGACAAGAAAAAACACACCCAUACAGUUCCCUUCCACGUGUCCUCCACCGAUCGCACCCGUUAAUAUUAAAGCCACACACAAAACCUGCAUCUUCUCUUUGUCCAUUUUACAUUUACACUCAAAAAUGGUAUCUUCAUCACCUGCUCCUUCUUCUCCGGGUCGUAGGAACCCGAUCCGAGAAAUACUGGGUAUCGGGUUCUGGGUUCAAGGAUUCAGGUGCUUUCCAUGGAUGGCGGUUAACUUUUUCUUGAAAGAUGGCUUAAAUGUUGCCCCUUCCACUCUUCAGCUUCUUCAGAAUUCUGCUAACCUUCCUAUGGUUGGUAAGCCUUUCUACGGCGUCGUUUCUGAUGCUGUUUAUAUCUCUGGCCAGCAUCGUAUUCCUUAUAUUGCCUUUGGCGCUUUCUUGCAAGCAGUCUCGUGGCUAGCUCUUGCAAUUAUGCCACCUUCAAGCCUCUCAAUCUUCUGUAUCAGCCUAUACCUUCUCCUGAGUAAUCUUGGUGCCUCAAUAGCUGAGGUUGCAAAUGAUGCCAUUGUUGCAGAAUUAGGAAAGCAGCCAUCUUCCUCUUCUAAAAAAUCACAAUCACCUUCCACAGAUGAGCUCCAGUCAUUUGUUUGGAUGGCUUCCUCUGCUGGUGGUGUGCUUGGGAACCUUCUAGGCGGUAUUGCUAUUACUAGGUUCUCCCCUCAAGUUAUGUUUCUCUUUUUCAGCCUUAUACUUGCUCUUCAGUUUUUUAUAACAAUUUUUGUUCGGGAAAGGUCUCUUAAUCUCCCCAAAAAUUCAUCUAAUGUUGGGAUUAGGAGACAGCUUUCGCAGCUCUCUCUUGCACUAAAGAAACCUGAGAUUGCUUAUUCAAUAUCAUGGUUUGCUGCGUCUUAUGCUAUAAUUCCAGUGCUGACCGGAACCAUGUUCUUUUAUCAAACACAACAUUUAAAAAUUGAUUCAUCUUUACUAGGGAUUUCUAAGGUUUUUGGUCAAGCUGCAAUGCUUUUAUGGAGUGCUGUCUACAAUAGUCAUUUGAAAACUAUUCCAGCAAGGAAACUAAUUGCGGCUAUUCAGGCAACAAUGGCAGUGUUCAUGGUUUCUGAUGUGUUGUUUGUGAAGGGAUUCUAUCGAAAUAUGGGGGUGCCAGAUUCACUGUAUGUUGUAGUUUUCUCAGGACUUUUAGAAGUUCUGUUCUUUUUUAAGAUUCUGCCUUUCAAUGUUGUAAUAGCACAGCUCUGCCCACCAGGAUGUGAGGGAUCUUUAAUGGCACUUGUGGCAUCUGCUAUAGCCCUUGCAUUCAUAGUGAGUGGAUAUCUUGGUGUUGCACUUGCAUCAUAUGUUGGGGUCACGGGAGAUGAUUUUUCAGGGUUUCCCCGCGCGCUUCUGAUACAGGCAGUAUGUACACUUUUGCCAAUUUAUUGGUCAUCAUGUGUGCCGGAUGAUAAGAAGCCCAAAACUUGGAAGAAGAAUGAGUAGUCAGACUGGUUUGGAGAUUCAAAUGACUUCUUUUUUUUGUAGGGGGCUUUAGAAUACAUAUAUAUAUAUAUAUAUUCUUCUGUCGCAUUCUUCUUAAAUUAUUGAUUAACAAAUAAUAUAUAUAGUUUAACAUAUAGUUGUAGUCGUAAAGCAAUUCAUAUAUGUAUUUCAAAUAUCAUAUGCUCAAAGAGCUGCUUAGUGCAAAAUGUGCAACAGUGACUUCUUUUCCGUCUGAAUGGAAAUGUAAAUGUAAAUGCUUUUUUGAUUUA
Ricinus communis (castor bean) is the source of this 1794-nucleotide messenger RNA. Its product is annotated as probable folate-biopterin transporter 7. The transcript has 2 exons. The coding region runs from base 191 to 1525 and encodes 444 amino acids. Lineage: Eukaryota; Viridiplantae; Streptophyta; Magnoliopsida; Malpighiales; Euphorbiaceae. The record is from RefSeq and is a predicted model, not a curated record.